Puccinia graminis f. sp. tritici CRL 75-36-700-3 is the source of this 507-nucleotide messenger RNA. RefSeq lists its product as uncharacterized. The coding region runs from base 1 to 507 and encodes 168 amino acids. The transcript has 2 exons. NCBI's taxonomy places the organism in Eukaryota, Fungi, Basidiomycota, Pucciniomycetes, Pucciniales, Pucciniaceae. The record is from RefSeq and is a predicted model, not a curated record.
AUGGCAAAUGGGCUUGUCCACCUGCAAACAUCAUAUAAACAAGACCCGAUUAUGAACAAGUCCCAGUUGUCCCAGCUAUCCAAUCACAAUCUCAGCUCCGGAAGACAUCUUUUAAGUCAGCUUGAAGGAAACUUGAUCAGAUUCAUGGGAGAUAUGACCCAGCUUCAAAACCCAAUCAAUUGCAUUAAAUAUUCUCCAAACCAACUCUCUCUCGCAAACAGUAGCCCAAAUGAAUUCAACAAUAUUUCUUCUCGUGAAGUACUAGUAGAGAUUCUUGCAGUCGCACUCGACCAAUGGGAUUUGCACUUGAUCUGUUUGAUGGGUGCUUCUUCACGUACCACAAUCAAUCCAAACCUCAGCCAAUCUCGACUCCAACAUGAACAACGUUUGAGGAAUUAUAUCGUCCUUGGGAGAAGCUUUUUUGGAAAGGUUCUUGAGGUUGGAAAGGCAGUAAAAAACUCAGAAGGGGAGAAUUGGUUUAUGGAUUGCAGGAGCUCUCGAAAUUAA